Molecule: messenger RNA, 3277 nt
Organism: Oreochromis niloticus (Nile tilapia)
Lineage: Eukaryota; Metazoa; Chordata; Actinopteri; Cichliformes; Cichlidae
Product: myelin and lymphocyte protein
Biological process (GO): myelination
Cellular component (GO): membrane
Molecular function (GO): structural constituent of myelin sheath
Source: RefSeq, a predicted model, not a curated record
GAGCUGCUGCCCGUUGUCACGGUGAUAAAUAAGCCAGUGUCCAAACACUGACGUCUGUUUCACACUGAAGCUCCAGCAAAGGCAUCUCCACAUUCGUUAAAUCCGCUCUGAGUACGCCCCGAUUACCGGGCGUGUCUCUGCUGUGCUGAUGAAGAUUCCGGUUUUUUUCAGGCUGCUCCACCUGCUUUAAACCGUAGCGGGUUUGAAUCCGAUUUAGUCUAACAGCAGCAGCAGCAGCAGCAGGAUGGCCUCCAACACUGGGACUAUGGCAAACCUCCCCAGCGGGGUCGGAAUAUGUACCACCAUCCCCGACAUCCUGUACCUGCCAGAACUGGUUUUUGGUGGUCUGGUGUGGAUCUUGGUGGCAUGCACAUUGGUAGUGCCACAAAAUCCUCAGGGCUGGGUCAUGUUUGUCUCUGUCUUCUGCUUUGUGAUGACUUUUAUCUGGAUGGUGGUGUUUGCCUGUGGGAGCCAUCAUAAUAAAGCCAGCUGGGCAGCAGCAGACUUUUUGUAUCACGGCAUUGCUGCAUUCUUCUACCUCAGUGCUUCAGUGGCGUUGGCCAAAGUGACGCUGGAUCUGAGUGGAAAACAGGGCAACUCCACGACUACACAACUACGCAACUACAAGUUGGACAUCUCUGCAGUGGUUUUUUCAUAUGUGGCAACUCUUCUCUACUUCGUCCACACAAUCCUGUCUGCCAUCCGAUGGAAAUCUUUCUAGAAGCUUCCUCCCUAUAAACCUCAUGAGCAGCACCAUAACUGAACUGAUUUUCAUUUUGUACAUACGUAAAAGCUACGGCAUGCUGAUAUGACGGGGGUUUGGUGAUGAAGACUGUCAAGUUACUGAUCUGGCUUUUCCCUCUGCUAAAAGAAGCACAAUCUGGAUCUCACUGUGCCUCACACUGCCUCAUCUCUACUGUUAACUUCCAGAAUACCAUACCACAGUAUCACUACUUAGAACCACAAGAUUAAAACCAGGGGCCACACAGUGUGUAGGUUCAUCUCUGAUCUGUGAGGGCAUGGGUACUGAUAUUUGUGUAUGUGCUGGGAUGCCAAGCACUGGAAUGUGAAGGGUGGAUCCUUUGCUCUCCUUAUCACAAUAAUAAUGGGAUCUGAGAUUAACACCUUAGAUUUGUUUCAGAUUUCAUUUGCCAUUUUAAAUAGUGAAUGUUCUCAUUUUGCAUACAUUUUUAAGUUGACAUAAAGUUUUCCAACAAAACCCUGGUUUGUAGUAAAAUAAUCAAUGCUACGUAUAUGUCAGUAGUUUUAAUGUUGUGGCUGUUUUGUGCUCAUAAUCACUACUCAAGCUCUUAUUAUAUAGAAGUGUCAGAACGCCAAAAUAAAGAAUAACCAGGAUAGGAACAGAAUGAUUGUAUAGCCAGACAUAAAAAGAUUUAUCGCUGCCCUGCAAAACUGAGCAAGCCAGCUUACUUAGAAAGAAUGAGGGACUAGAGAGACAAGCUACACAUUAACUUAGUGUCACUUUUAUUUGCUGAUAUCAGAACACCUGAUAUCAUUUGGCGAGGAAUGAACUUAUCACUUCAUUUAUCAUUCUGCUCCACUCAAUGAAAAUAAUAUUUGACAUAUUUCGUUUAAAUUAAUGUGAUAAUUAAUUUAUCAGUGAUUAAUUUCAGGUUUCCAUGGGCCCUUUACUCCUUCUCUUGUCUUCAUUAUUAUUUGGAUAACUUUGUCCUUUAAUGAAAACCUUUAGGUUGUUAUUAUUAUUCUGCUCUCAGCUGACUAAAGAAAGGAUCGGGUGGGGAAACAUUUAUAUUUUUGUAGGUUUAUUAACAUUGUCAAUAAGAACAAAAAGAAAAUCAACUGCUGAACACUACAGGAAAAUAGAUGAUAUUUUUUCUUUUUUAUUAUAAGCCUUUUUAACUUUCAGCUUAACUUUUGUCAUUUUUGAACAACAAACUGAUUUCAUUGAAAUUAAAUAAAUUUGGGGUUUUUUCUUGAAAUAUGUGUUUCUGUAUGCUAUGUUACCAGAUUUCAUAAGGUAAAUACAAUAUAGUCAGACAGAGAUUGUGGUUUGUUGAAUAGUUAUGCUACGAAUUGAGUGCUUACAAAUUUUAUGCCAAGGAGUCCAGACCAAGUCUGCUGUGACACACACAAAAGGUGAUUUUGAGAACUUGUUUUUGUAUCGGUUUGUGAACAGAUUUUUGUCAACAUAAUGCAGUUCAUGAAGUGUGACUGAUCAAUAUGUGGUAUAUAGAAACAGUAUCCAUUACAUCACCAACUUUGAGCUUUCAACUUUGAACUAGAACAGUAGUCGAGAUUUUACACAUUUCACAAACGUUCCCACCAUGUUCCCCAAUGUCUAAACACAACACCCUUUUCUAAAGCUACAUAAACACAACCACACCUUCCCACUGCAAAACUCAAACUUUCACACCGAAAGAGCAGCUCGAAGCUUUCAAAAAUGUAAACACUAUACACAUGAUUACACACUACAGCAAAACAAUUGAAAACACAAUGCUCAAUUUGUGAGAAGGUUCUUUGUUUCAUAAAAGCCAAUGCAUAUUUUUAGAAACUAUACAGUAACGGAUCGUCGUAGAUCUCUGCAGAGGAUUAGGCAUUUAGAUUUGUGAGUUUCAUAUGAAGUGUAUAAAUCUAUAGAAAAUCCUGCAUGUAUGUACACUACUGUAACACAACUCAAUGCAAAAACAGAAUCUAUUGCACACAACAGUACUCUUGAAAACAUGAUCAGGGUGUGAAGUUUUUUUUAUUUACGUUAUUCACACCACACACACCAAAUCACUGUGCAGCAUCGUGUCGCUGAGCUGCAUCGGGUCACAUCACCUCAUCCACAUCGCAGGCUAUAUUGUCUCUUGCCAGGCACCGUGGGAAAAAUGCCCCGGAAUGGCGAAUCCAUGCUUGGAAGGCCUCCGCUGGGAUGUCAACACAGGCCAGCUCCAUUGCCCUUAGGAGGUUCUCUCUUGUGUAUGGUUGUCUGUCAUAAACCUUCCAUCUCCACGAUGAGAAGAACUCCUCUAUAGGGUUCAGGAAAGGGGAGUAGGGUGGCAGACAGACGUUUAAAAAGUGGUCACUGUUGGUGGUGAACCACUCUCUGAUUUGGUUUGUUCUGUGGAAGCGGACAUUGUCUCAAAUGAUCACAUAAAUGUGAUGUGCGGGCCCAGGAUGGUGUUGUUGGCGGUCCAGGAGGAUGUCUUUUAGCUCCUCUAGGAAGGUGAGGAGACGUUGGGUGUUGUAAGACCCAAGGACAGCAUGCCGGUGGACAAGCCCCUCCGAACCCAUGGCCGCACAAAGGGUAAUA